Molecule: messenger RNA, 899 nt
Organism: Lolium perenne
Lineage: Eukaryota; Viridiplantae; Streptophyta; Magnoliopsida; Poales; Poaceae
Biological process (GO): vesicle-mediated transport
Cellular component (GO): membrane
Source: RefSeq, a predicted model, not a curated record
AACUCGAUUGCAAUCGAUCCCCAAAGUGAAACAGAGAAACCGAUCGAAGCAAUAAUGGACGCCCUCACCCGCCUCCACCGCUCGCUCGCCGGCGGCGACGACGAGGAGGGGCAAGAGGAUGACCUUCUCGGUGACACUGAAGACCUCUGCUCCCUGUCCCCUCUCCAGCGGCUCUACUACUUUGCCGCGUGCCUCGCUACUGGACUCGUCCUCAUGAUGCUGUCGCUUAUUGUUUUCGUCAGACCUAUCAAAUUCGCCAUCAUGUUUACAUUUGGAAACAUUAUGGCAGUUGGCAGCACAGUCUUUGUAAUGGGGCUGAAUAAACAACUGAGGAUGAUGUUUGACCCAGUUCGCGUUUAUGCUACAGCUAUUUAUGGUGGAUGUGUUGUUUUUGCUCUAAUUUUUGCUCUUUUGAUUCAUGACAAGUUGCUAACAUUGAUUGCAAUCAUAUGCGAGAUCUGCGCCCUCUUUUGGUAUAGCUUGAGCUACAUCCCCUUCGCUCGAAGAAUCGUUUCCGACCUGAUGGUGAAGCUCUGCGACACUGAACUAUGAUCUUACACUGGACACUGGUCAUUCUCAACAUGGCUGAGCACCUGAAAUCAGAGAUCGGUCCAUCUCCACCGCCCCUGCAGUGAAAGUGUGUCACCCAUUUCCCUUUUGUUGACGAAUGAUGGAUGUAUCAAUCUGUAUAAAUGCUAUGCGAGACACUUCAUUUGUGCAGCUCACAGCUCCUGAAACCUUGAUUCCAUUUUUUUCUUUAUACCACAGAUUAUGUGUAAAUUUGUUUUUCGGAAGGUUCUUUGUAAAUUUGUUGCUGCAAAACUCAGCUAAAUCAAAUUAUGUGUAAACUUGUUAUUUCUGUACACCCCAAAAGUUCUAGUCAUUUUUCUACAGUUAUU